AUGGGCAACUGCAUCAGCCUUAAAAAGAAGAAGGAUGUGACGCGAGAGCAUCCAACAGUGAGCAAGUGGCUUGCUAGUUGCGACUUUUCUUCGGUACCGGAAAUUGAUGAUUUUUCUGUUGAAGAGCAAUCACAAAGUCGUAUGGUCUAUGAGAGUGUGCUUGGAGAGGAAAACACGGCGGGUGACUACGACGGCUACAUAACUGCUCUAGAGAAUCUCGAAAGUGAGGAUGAGCGAAGUAGAGAGCAGAUCGGUCUCAACGCACCAUCGUCUUCGGCUGGAACACAACAUCAAGUUGAUUCCUGCACCUUUGUUGACGACGAGAGUGUUUAUGAGACGUCGGACGAACACAUACCUAACGACCCAGAUCCUCUAGAGACCCCUAUGUUUUCUGCACGGUUUACACCAAAUGAUGAUCGAGCGAAUGAAGAAGAGGAAUGUGAUGUGGUUGAAGAAUUUGCAGAGUGGAAAACAAACUACGAUGCUAGACCGAUUUGUCCCCUUCCGACCCCAUUUCGAAAGAAUCUCAUCUCUCCUCGUGUGGAUCUCGAAACUUUGGUGGAUCGAAGGGGCAAGGUACGACGAACAGAACGUGUGAAACUCUACUUAGAUGAGAAACGUCAGAAUGCCCAGCGUUUGUGA
Necator americanus (New World hookworm) is the source of this 642-nucleotide messenger RNA. RefSeq lists its product as uncharacterized. The transcript is spliced from 7 exons. The record is from RefSeq and is a predicted model, not a curated record. The coding region runs from base 1 to 642 and encodes 213 amino acids. Lineage: Eukaryota; Metazoa; Nematoda; Chromadorea; Rhabditida; Ancylostomatidae.